UUAAACAGUCAACAUCUCCUCCGAUAUUCCUCGAUCAUAUAUUAAGCAUCGAAACUUUGUCAAGUUUUCUGCCAGUAUCCGAAUAUACAGAACUCCGAAUUCGACGGUUGAGUUGAUAAUCAGAAUCAAACGGAUUUUUAACCACCGUUCAACGCAGGGAACUGAAAUUGUGUCUGACACCUACGCCUUUAAGUUAUAACAAUGGCCGUGCCCAAGUGGCUGGACUCGGAUUACGUAGAAACGAUCCUCCGGAAGGCAGAGAAGGAUGAUUCUAUCAGCGUAUCCGGUUUGAGUAUAAAGCCAGCCAUAGCCAAGGGUGAAAAUUACGCGAGUGACUUGUAUCGCCUGAGCGUGGAUUACUCAAGGAUUCUCAAAGGACGUCGAGUGACGGAAUCGAAAUCUGUCAUAACAAAAGUAGCCACUGACGGCGGUUGUCGAGAUGAAAUGGCGAGAGAAUCUAGAUUUUUCGAAAUAGAAAUGUCGAUGAUGUCAGAGACUUUGCCGAGGAUGCAGGAGAUUCUAACGAGUCACGGUAUGUCUGCUUCCUUAUCAGCAAAAUGUCUACACAUCCAGGAAGCAGACCCGAAGCAUCUCUUCCUCGAGGAUCUGCUAGUCGCAGGAUUUCGCCUCGCUGAUCGCCGGAAGGGAUUAGAUCUGGAUCAUUGUCUAGUUGCAAUGAGAAAUCUUGCCAAUUUUCACGCGGCUUCGGUAGCUCUUGCAGAGAAGGACCUUCAAGCCGUGACAAAGUACAACAAAGGAAUGUUUGACAAGAAUCAGUGUAACGCAGUGGUUGAAUUUUAUCCCGGCAGAGCGAAAAUGUUAGCAGAGGAAGUUGCUAAUUGGCCUGAGUUGAGCCCGAGGAUUCGUCAAAAACUCAUGAAGCUUCCCGAAGGUCUCUAUGAAAGAGGAUGUGAAGCUGCUCUUUUACGAGAAGAUGAUUUCAACGUUCUCACCCACGGAGAUGUCUGGACAAAUAACAUGAUGUUCCGCUAUGACGAAAAUGACAAACCCAUCGAUCAUAGAUUCUUGGACUUUCAAAUCAGCAACUACGCUUCACCAGUGCUCGACCUCCUCUAUUUCUUUGCGACAAGCCCAAACGACGAUGUCCGUAAGCAACACCGUGAGUUAAUUGUGCGCGAGUAUCACGCCACUUUAAUAGACGCCAUGACCAAGCUGAAGUGCAGCACUGCAGGACCAAGUCUGGACUACAUAAUGGACUCGUUGAGAAAACGUGCUCUGUUCGAAGUGAUCCUAACGUUCGCGAUAUUGCCGUUGGCUUUAUUCGAUCUGAAGAGUGCGAUCGGUGCUGAGGCAGCGGAGGAAUACAACGUGGAACACGAAAAACUUUCCUACAAGGGAGAAUUGUUCCGAAAGGUUAUGACGAGGAUUCUCCCAUUGUACGACAGCAUGGGGUUGCUGGAUACAGAAAACGGUUUCCGGUAGAUUUCAAUCCAACAUUCACAAAUCCAUUGUAACUGUCCUGAAUACAAAAGGCGGCAAUUAUGACGUCUACGGUUCUCAAAAAUAGCUGCAACUGAAGCUAUUUCAAAACUUCAAUGUCAUCACUUUAGUACGUAAGGUAAUCAUUUCCAUCAUAUCACUCAUAUACGUAUUAUACGUCAUAUAUAUAUAUAUAUAUAUAUAUUUUUCAAGAGACCAUCAAAUCAUCAUCCAAGUUUAAACUGUUAAUCGAAAUCCAGCUCCAACUUGCAAUGCGAACGAAUACGAGUGGCGCGUUCUUCAGAUCUUCCGAUCAUUCGAUCAUCAUGAAUGAUACUAGCAAUAUGUUAAUAACUGUAUAUAGAUAUUCAUAAAUAAAGAUUAUUUCCACGUACGAUUUACU
Diprion similis is the source of this 1843-nucleotide messenger RNA. RefSeq lists its product as uncharacterized. The coding region runs from base 202 to 1443 and encodes 413 amino acids. NCBI's taxonomy places the organism in Eukaryota, Metazoa, Arthropoda, Insecta, Hymenoptera, Diprionidae. The record is from RefSeq and is a predicted model, not a curated record. The transcript is spliced from 6 exons.